UUGCGGAGCACGUGCAUUUUCAUUCGUGCAUGUUGAUAAACAGUCAAAUAUACUGAGAUUUAUAUAUCAACUUGCUUAAAAAAUUGGUCUAUCUGUGACUUUAUUUGGACAGCGAAGGAACCAACUUACAUGUCACCUAUAUUUCUUCACAAUAUUCUGUGUGAAUAAUAAAAAUCUUAGAACAUUAAAACAAUUGUUCGAUCUGGUCAUUCAUUUUUCUUUACCAGAUCUUCCUUUCGUUUCACUUACUCGCAAAAAGCAAAAAAAAAACAAUUGUUUCUCGGAUACGAGAAUACUUUUCUUGAACUUACGUUGCUUGGUUGAAUCAAUAAGCAAGCAAGAAAGAGAAGAAGACGUAGAAGAGUGUAGGAUGUUGGUGUUGCCGCGUGACGUGAUCAAGUGGCUGCAGAGUAUGGACUUGAGUGUGGUGUGUGUGCGCAAUGUGAGGCGCGAGUGUUCCAAUGGGUAUGUGGUGGCCGAGAUCAUGUCCAGAUACUUCCCCCACAAUGUGUCCAUCCACAUGUUCCACAAUGGCACAUCACUCGAGUGCAAGGAGAAGAACUGGAGUGUGCUCAAGAGAGAAAUUGAGAAGUUGGAACUGAAUAUCCCAGUUGAACUAAUGGAAGAGACUAUGCACAUGAAGCCAGAUGCAGCCGAACUGCUCAUCCAGAUACUUUACAACCGGACCACCAAUCGCGUGAUCAAAUCCCUCCCUGUAGACCACGAGAUAGAUUUUAGCGACUGGUACUACCAACGUACUCUGCCCCUGCACGCAAGAUCCACAGCCGCCAAAGCAGUGAGCAACAACAUCAAAUUCACCGAGCUCAUAACUGCACCUAAUGAACUGUUGAAACAGCACAAAGCACAGACUAUUGUGAACAAACACAUGGAACACAGAAUGCAGAACAGACUGGAGUACCCGGAGAGGUUCGACAUCGAACCCUCGUUGGGAGAACUGUGUCCGCGACGCCCGCCGCCUCGAGAGAAUCAAGCUAACAAGAAUCAUGCGGCGACUGAUCACAAGAUUUCUGCCCAAGUCGAAGCUGCGCAUUAAAACAUCAUACAUUUUAUUUGCAGAAUAAUGUCGAAUCGAGUUUACUUUCUAUACCUAA
Molecule: messenger RNA, 1112 nt
Organism: Symsagittifera roscoffensis
Lineage: Eukaryota; Metazoa; Xenacoelomorpha; Acoela; Convolutidae
Product: spermatogenesis-associated protein 4-like
Exons: 2
Coding region: 371-1054 (227 amino acids)
Biological process (GO): regulation of cytoskeleton organization
Cellular component (GO): axoneme
Molecular function (GO): microtubule binding
Source: RefSeq, a predicted model, not a curated record